Soboliphyme baturini is the source of this 135-nucleotide messenger RNA. The record is from the annotation of a GenBank genome assembly. Lineage: Eukaryota; Metazoa; Nematoda; Enoplea; Dioctophymatida; Soboliphymatidae.
GAAAUGGUCCAUGGUGCUGGAAAGCUGAACAAGAAUUUGUGUCCCGGUAUCAUCGCCACUUCGCUGAAUUCUCAGAACCUGGAUAACGAGUCAGCCAGCCAGAACCACACGGCUGGCGAAUUCAUUGUAAGUUAA